Messenger RNA from Malania oleifera, 1779 nucleotides. RefSeq names its product probable polyamine transporter At3g13620. Gene Ontology annotation, biological process: transmembrane transport. Lineage: Eukaryota; Viridiplantae; Streptophyta; Magnoliopsida; Santalales; Ximeniaceae. Bases 1 to 1779 code for a protein of 592 amino acids. Gene Ontology annotation, cellular component: membrane. The transcript has a single exon. The record is from RefSeq and is a predicted model, not a curated record. Gene Ontology annotation, molecular function: transmembrane transporter activity.
AUGAGUAACGAGGAGGAUACUAAGCAGCUUGCCCUCACCCUUCCCACUGUUGUCUUCCUCUGCUGCAUGGAAAUCGGCGGUGCUCCCUUCGGGGUGGAGCCAGCAGUGGGGGCGGUCGGCCCCCUCUUUGCCCUCCUCGGCACUCUCAUCUUCCCUUUCAUUGUUAGCGUCCCCUGCACCCACAUCACUGCCGAGCUCUCCUCCAUCGCCCCCGCCUUUCGAAGCCCCUUCUGGGGCUUCCUCAUCCGUUCCGUCAUAUACCUCAGCCGCGUCGUCGACCUCGCUAUCAGCACCGUCCUCUGCCACGAGUACCUUGAAAAAGUCUACCGCGGCCUGCCCCGCGCUCUCGUCCUCCUCCUCUUAACCCUCUCCCUCUCCUUCCUCAACUACAUCGGACUCCUCCGCCGAGGGCGCUACACCUCCGCAUGCCUCUUCCUCCUCCCCCUCUUCCUCUUCCUUGUCAUGUCCCUAAUAGCCAACCCCAAAAUCAGUAUCCAAAGAUGCUUUAGCACUGGGCAGGAAGGGGUGAAAAAAAACUGGAAUCUCCCCUUAACCACUCUUCUCUGGAAGUUCAGUUUCUGGAAAUUUGACAAUCCUUCCGCCAGAGAAAUGCUAACGGACAAACUCAAAGAGAAAUCUUUGCUCUUCAAAGCACACUUCAAUAUCUCCGUGACGCUCACCUGUUUUACUCAUGCAAUCCCUGUUGUAGCUGUAGCCGGUGCUCUUUCCGUGAACCAAGACGAGUGGAAAGAUGGGUUCUUCGUCAUCGCCGCUGAAAUGAUAGCUGGAAAAUGGUUACAAGACAUGUUCCAAAUUGCAGCCGCUUUGUCAACUCUUCAAGAAUAUGACGACGGGAUAACCAACUGCUCUUACCAGCUCGUGCGCAUGACAGAAAUGGGGUGUUUGCCCCAUUGCAUUGGGUUCCAUUCCAUACGAUUUCAUACUCCGUGGGUAGCGAUUUUGGUAUCCACCGGAUUGGCCACCACGGUUCUGUUUGUUGACUUCGAGUACCUGGUGGCAUUGGUGAGCUUCUUUGGAAGUUUCACAGCACUGUUGGAGUUAACGUUGUUUCUAUGCUUGAGAUGGAAGUCGCCGGAUCUGAAUCGGACGUUUCGGGUGCACAUGAGGAUGCCAGGACCGGUGGUGAUGUGUCUGGUUGUGUCUGUGCCUUACGUGCUCACGUUGGAACGCAAGAGAUACUAUGUUUUUCCGAUGAUGACUUGCGUGGCGUUUGCGGUCAUUAAACUGUUGUACCUUCUCAUGCAACACUGUAAGAAGAAGAUGUGGUUGAGAUUCACUGAUUCCGCAGAACAAGCUACAGGAGAAGAAGCGGGUGAGGUUCAGAUUUAUUACAGGGAUGAGACUGGUCCUGCUCCUGAUAUGCCAGCUGAUUCUAUCCAAGGUGGUCAUCAUUGCUAUGGCGACGAACCUGGUGAUUUUUCUGAUGAGCGUCUUGAUGGCGACCAAAGCGGGGGACCCAUAGGUUUCACGGAGAGCGAUAGCGGUGCCCUUGACUUCGACGGGUCCAGCCCUGAGGCUAUUCAGUUUGAUUUCGAAGCGUUUGAUGCAGAAGACGGAGAGGAUGAGGGCGGUGACGUAGCUCGCCAUGGCGCCAGGCCCCAGCCCUCGAGCCUCCCGGACAACCACCUCCCACCGGCAACAGAAGAAUUCUGGGUCAAAAUUGGCUUCGGCAGUGAGCCAACCGUUGGUUCCGGGGAGGAUGAGGAUGGAUUUGACGACGGUGGCGGUCUCGGGGCAGCCGCGUUGAUGACGGAGUGA